Messenger RNA from Chrysoperla carnea, 3037 nucleotides. It is a transcript of the gene Nbr, whose product is annotated as exonuclease mut-7 homolog. Gene Ontology annotation, biological process: nucleobase-containing compound metabolic process. The coding region runs from base 242 to 2992 and encodes 916 amino acids. The transcript is spliced from 13 exons. Lineage: Eukaryota; Metazoa; Arthropoda; Insecta; Neuroptera; Chrysopidae. Gene Ontology annotation, molecular function: nucleic acid binding; 3'-5' exonuclease activity. The record is from RefSeq and is a predicted model, not a curated record.
AGUCAAAAAAGAAACGUAAAGUUAAACAUUCAUAUCAAAAUUAAAACAUACGAUGAUGGUUAAAAAUAUAUUCAGUGUAAAACCGCAAAAAUGAUAACACUCAAAAUGUUAGCCAACAAAACAUAUAAAAGUGAUAAAAUCGUAAACAAAUUAUAAUAUGGAUAAAAGCGAUUAUCAUUUCAUAAAUCAAAACACAUCUACAAAAAUUCUUAAAUUAUUUUCAUCAAAUUGUUAAAAUAAAAUGUCCAAUACAAAUAAAAAUCGUGGCAGAGGAAGGGGUGUCGAUAACAACUAUUUUCUACAAAGACGUCAUGGCAGAGGUCGAGGCAAUUGGAAUGCAAAUUCUGUAUCAAAUUCAAAAAUAUUAACUACAACUAGAGAACCAUUAGAAAAACCAAGUUGUAUGAAUAUUUUAGUUGAUUUAAAAUUAAAUGAGGAAAUUGAAAAUUGGUACAAAACGUUAGAAAAGACUUUAGCAUUAUGGAAACAACCUCAACAUAUUGAAAAAUUAUUAAAUGAUUAUUUAAUUAGUGUUCCAAAUUCAUAUUUAACUAUUUUAAAAAUUGUUAAUAAUUAUGCAGAGAGUAAAGGUUCAAAAACAAAGAAUUUACUUAAUACUAUAUUAGAAUUAUUUGAAAAAUGGUUAAAAACACAAACGAGCUCAAAACUUGCAGACUCACUGACACUAGAAAUAAAAUUUACUUGUUUCAAUAUUAUUUAUGCGAAUAAAAAUUUUGUAUUAAUUAAAUUAUUAGCUGGCAUUUAUCAGUUAGAAAGUAUCAAGAGUGAAUUAUUGGAUGCGAUUAAAUAUUUAAUAUCUAUAAAUAAUUUUAAAGAGGCUUGUCAAAUGGCCAUUGUUUUAAAAUUAAAUGACGAAUUUACUGUUGAAGAUUUUAUAAUACCAUUAAUAUUACAAGACAAAUUAGUAUUAGUAGAAGAAUAUAUGCAAAGUAAUAAGCGCUAUCAAAUUGAAACGGUACAAUAUUUGGAUAACACUCUAAAUCGAAAAUCAAGUGUUCAUAGUAUGUUGGAAUCAUUUAUUAGAUCUAGAAAUAUCACAGAUGUUAAAUAUGAAAAAUUGUAUCCAAAACCAAUGGGUAAAUUACUGUCAAGAUUAUUAAAAAUGUACAAAAUACCUGAUAAUAUGGCCCCAAAUAUGAAUCAAAAACGUGUUCAAGGAUUAAUUAACUUUUUAAUUCAUAAACGAUUCGUUGAUCAAUCUUUAGGUGAUGAAAGUUGGUCAGAAAUGGUUUGUGAAGCUGUCAAUGGAAAUCCAAAUUUACAAAAAGAAUUAGUUUAUGCUGUUAGUCUUCAUGAUAUUCAGGAUGCCUUACAUUGGGCAUUAUACUUUCAAGUAGAUCGACAAUUUUGGCCAUUUAAUCUUCGUGAAUAUGAGAAAAAUUCUGAAUCUAGCGGAUCAAGUAGAAGUAGAGCACAUGUAGAAGAUCACGUUGAUUUUAAUAAUAAACCGGAAAAUGAAAUUGAUGAAAGUUGGAAUUUAUCGCCAACAACAACACCAUUUCAUGGAUUCUCAUUACCUAAUUCGAAUAUUGUGUUGAUUAAUGAUGAAGUAUUAUUCCAAAAUUUUUUGGAUAAUGGAUUAAUGGGAAUAACCACCGUUGGAAUUGACUGUGAAUGGAAACCAAAUUUUGGUUUAACACAAACUGCCCUAUCAUUAGUACAAAUUGCUACAAAACAUUUAGUAUUUAUUUUGGAUGUAAUUAUAUUAGGAUCUCAAGUGCCUCAUUUAUGGAGACGUUUGGCAACGGAAUUAUUUAACAACGUGAAUAUUUUAAAAUUAGGUUUCGGCUUAACAGCUGAUAUUUGUAUGUUGCAGCAAAGCUUGCCAUAUUUAUCGAAUGUUUAUAUGCAAGGAGCUGGUUACAUCGAUUUAUUAAUUUUAUGGAAAGAAUUGAUUAAGACUAAAGUGUUUCAAUUUCCUUUUCCAAACAAUAAUACAUCUGGAGGAAGUAGUCUCAGUUGUAUGGUUGAAUUAUGUUUAGGUGGUAAAUUAGAUAAAUCGGAACAAUUUUCAAAUUGGGAAAAUCGACCGUUACGUACAACACAAUUAGUUUAUGCUUCUAUCGAUGCCUACUGUUUAAUAGAAAUAUACGACAUAUUGCAAGAACAAUGUCAUAAACAAAAUAUACCAUUCGAUGAUAUCUGUAAUAAAUUAAUGCACGAUAUCAAAAUUAAGAAAAAGACAAAAAAAAAUUCUGCUAUUAAAACGGUUGCAUCAAAAGUAGUGAAUCAACCAGUAAAUGAGGCAGACACAUCAAUGCCUUUACAUACAGUUAAAACAAUACGAUUUGUCUGUGAUACAAUGGUACAAGGUCUUGGGAAAUCAUUACGCCAAUGUGGCAUUGAUACGAUUAUUUUAAAUUCGUAUACACAUCACGAUGAGUGUGUGAAAAUCGCAAAUAAGGAAAAUCGUUACAUUCUAACACGAGGAACUGUUUAUCAUAAGUUACGACAAUAUGUACCAGAAGGACAUUGUUAUCAAAUUCAAUCGGAUAACAUAGAUGAACAGUUGAAGGAAGUUGUAAAUUUUUAUCGAAUUAAAGUUGAAAAAAAGGAUAUUUUCUCAAGAUGCCAAAUGUGCAACACUUCCGAUUUUCUGUUUAUUGAACAAAAAGAUUUAUUAGAAGAAUUAGAACAAGAAAAGAAUUAUUGUAAUUCACAAAAUCAACACUUAGCUCCAGAAGGAUACGACGAUGAUUCACAAUGGUUAGACGAAGCAACUGGUUUUUCUAGUGACGAAGACAGUUAUGCAUACGAUGAAGGCUGUAGACCCCCACUAAACUCAAAACAAUAUUCAUCAGUCCGUGACGAUAAACUUCUUUCCCAUUUGAAGCAAGUACCAGAAGAAAUUCUACAUCGAGUACCAUUAUUUUACGUCUGUAAAAGUUGUAAAAAAGUGUAUUGGGAUGGUAGUCAUCUAGAACGAGUACUUUCAGGAAAAUUACAAAAUAUAGUUAUUGAAAAUACCUAAAUUCACGUCUCGAAAAACUUCCAUAUUAUUAUUAAAUUACAACUU